AUGCUGAUGCGACAUGGUCUACUGCUACUUGUGGAGAUCUCGUUCGCAACAGCCUUUCGCCCGUCGCUGUUGGCCCGCGGCAAUGCCUCCGUUGCGGAAGUGCUGCCACCGCCAGCACCUCCAGUGGCACCGCCUUGUGUAGUUUGCAUCAAGCAGGCUCGGCAUUCGACGCCUUUUCAGUCUGCCACGGUGAUCCAGACCCCCCGAAAAUUCCAGCCCACGCUGGAGAAUCUCCGGCGGAUGCUCGAGCUCGGUGCCUUCACCUUGGCAUGCUUCUGUGUUCUGCAGUGGAGGGCUUCAGCGACGACGACCAGUCCGCCCAUUCAAAGUCCACACCUUGACCUCGAUGCCUCGCUCACCGUCUGUGGUGUGGGCCGGUACCAGCUGACCAUCGCGCUGGCCAUCAUGCUCGCUUGGAUGGCUGAUGGUGCGGAGAAUGUGCUACUUCACAACAUGUCCCCUCACCUGGUAGAUGCACUGGAUACAGACGAGAUCAGCUUGGCCGACCUGCGCAUCUUCAGCCACGUCGCCAUGGCUUGCUCAGCAUUCCUCAGUGGGUCCUGCGCAGACAGCUUCGGUCGGCGUCCUGUCUUCUGUAUCUCAUGUCUUCUGGCUGCCACGUUCUCCUUGCUUUCCAUCUUUGCACCUGUUUUUUGGAUAUUCUGCCUUUGUCGCGUUCUGACCGGCGUCGGCUUGGGGGCCCUCGUCGGGACGGAUGUAGCACUGCUUUGUGAGUUCUUGCCGGUGUCGAAGCGAGAGUGGGUGGUCCCGUUCCUGUACGUGGGAUAUGUUGUGGGACGACUCUACGCAGACUUCUGCACUGCCAAAGUCUACCCGCUGGUGGAGAACUGGCGUGCCCCAUUCCUUCUUUGCAGUGUGCCACUGGUGCCUUCUUGCCUUCUGCGCUUCGGCCUGCACGAGACGCCCCAGGCCCUCCUUGCACGAGGCUUAGUCGGCCACGCCAAGUUUGUUCUCACGGCAGUGGCUCAGACAAAUGCUAGUGUGAGGAGCACCUCCUGCGUCAUCACCGGUGGCCGACCGGUCAAGCAAUACCAGGGCCUGGACUUCCGAAAUUGCCUCAAUGCGGGCUUCCUGGCCGCCCUCCGACAGAACCACCUGGAGCGAGUGUUGGCUGUCUCCGUCUUGGCCGUGGCUCUGGCACUCGGGAGGCUCCUGGAUUCCGUCACGCCCGAGCUCCAGGCGCACUUCAACCUGCACGGCAACUCUUUUUCCAGUCCGGUGUGGUUCGCUGUUCUGACCUGUUUGUGGUGUGCCUUGAGCAUCGGGAUGAUGCAGACGGGCUUCCUGGCCUGGGACAUCUUCAUUGGAGGUUGCCUCAUCUCGCAAGGAGUGUUGCUGGCCUUCUCUUAUCUUUGGCAGAUCGCAUCGCCGGGCUGGAAGAGCUUCAAUUUGCUCCUUGCUGCGUGGGCCAUCGCUGAGGGCAUGACGAGUACGCCGUUCUACGCCAUCUGUGUCCGGAUGUUCCCGGAGAAUGCGCGUGCGACUUCCAUGGGACUUGUGGACGCCUUCUUCAGAUCAGUCGUGGCACUUCAACCCUUUCUUGCAGCGGACCUUCUCAGCAACCUUGGGACAGCUCUGACGGCUGCUGUGCUGGGGGCUUGCUGGCUCUUGGCGGCGGCUCUGGCUCUGCUUCUGCGCCGCCUCUGGGAGGCGCCUCCUCAGCCCGAGGAAGUCGACGUGUCCAAGGCCUGA
Symbiodinium sp. CCMP2456 is the source of this 1713-nucleotide messenger RNA. The record is from the annotation of a GenBank genome assembly. Lineage: Eukaryota; Dinophyceae; Suessiales; Symbiodiniaceae.